AUGCGUGGUCUCCUCUCGUUGACCGCGCUGGCCAGCGCGCUGGCUAUGGCCUCGUCUGCAGCUGUCGGGGCUCGUGCUCCUUCCUGCAGCGGUCCUGUCAAGAGCUCUCCAUCUACAUACUGGCUCGCUCAACAGGACCACACCGGAAAUCCGCGCGGAUAUGCCCCUAAUGCAGGAGGGAACUACAACUACCCCGUCUGGCGUAAUGUUCUGGAUUAUGGUGCAAAAAAAGACGGCUCCGGCGACCAGACUGCCAGCUUGCAAAAAGCCAUCAACGACAAUGGCAGCGGUGGAAGCCGUGAAAGCUCCGGUGUCACUAGGUAUCCGGCUCAGGUCUAUCUUCCAAGUGGUACCUACCAGCUGGGGAGCACACUCAACCUCCGAGUUGGCACGCUCAUUGUUGGGGACCCAAUUAACCCGCCUGUGAUCAAGGCGGCGCCCGGGUUCAACGGCAAUACGCUCGUCAAUGGAUACGAUUCCAAGAAUGGGCCCCCGGAGACCAGCUUCAUGACGCUCAUGAAGAACGUGGUGUUGGACACCACUGCUCUCCGACCUGAUACUCGGAUUACGGCUCUGCAGUGGGGUGUGGCGCAGGGUUCAGGUCUGACUAACGUUAAGAUCAACAUGCCGAAUUAUUCCACCGGUCAUACCGGCAUUCACGUCCAGGCGGGGUCUACUAUCGCCAUAACCGAUGUGCAAAUCAAUGGAGGUGUCGUUGGCAUCGACAACUCCAACCAGCAGGUCAACUUCAAGAACAUCCACUUCAACGGCUGCACAACCGCCUUCAAAGCGUCCGGUGGCCACACUGCUCUGCUUCAAGGCGCUACAUUCGAGAACUGCGGAGUGGGCAUUGACAUGACCAGUAACGGACUGGGAAGCUUGGUGCUGCUGGACUCGACCUCAGUCAACUCUGGGACUACGAUCAAGUUCCACGACUCGUCCAACGAUGGUGGGAACCGCAACAGCCAAAUCCUGAUCGAGAAUUUAACUCACGACAAUGGAAACCCCAUCGCCCAAGACAGCAACGGCAACGUCAAACUGGCCAGUACGUCUCAUGUAGACACCUGGGUCUGGGGGAAUGUUACCCCAGGCCAAUACCAAACAGGAACCAGCUUCAGCACCAGCCGUCCCGCCGUGCUGCUGUCCGGAGGCAAGUUCUUUACAAAAGCCCAGCCUACGUAUGCCGAGUACGCCAGCGACCAGAUCGUCAACGUCAAGGCCGUCGCAGGCCACGCCGUCAAAGGCGACGGAUACACCGACGACUCUGCUUCCCUCAACGCCAUUCUGGCCGAUAACGCGGCCAACUGUAAGAUCAGCUACUUCCCAUACGGUGUGUACAUAGUCAAAGACACGCUGGUCAUCCCGCCCGGCUCUCGGAUCGUUGGAGAGGCGUGGUCAGUGAUUUCCGGCGCGGGCAACGCCUUCAAGGAUGCCCGCAACCCCAAGGCUGUUGUCCGGAUUGGCAACCCGGGCGACGUGGGCGUCGCAGAAAUCCAAGACAUGCGGUUCAGUGUUUCUGAGGUCCUCCCGGGAGCCAAGAUCCUUGAAGUCAACAUGGCCGGCAGCGCUCCAGGCGACGUGGGCUUGUGGAACACAAUUGUGACUGUCGGUGGCACCGCCGAGACCAGCAUCUCGACCAGGUGCACGAACCAGGACACCUCCCAGUGCAUGGCAGCGUACAUGGUGAUGCACCUGACCAAGAGCUCGUCGGCCUACAUCGAGAACUUCUGGGGCUGGACGGCUGACCACAACCUGGACGGCGGGUCGGGAUACACUGUUAUCUCCACAGGCCGCGGAGUACUGGUCGAAUCGACCAAAGGAACAUGGCUGACGGGAACUGGCUCUGAGCACCACUGGUUAUAUAACUACAAUUUCCACAACGCGCAAAACGUCUACGCGGGUCUACUCCAGACCGAGAGUCCGUACAUGCAGGGUAGCGGCGCGACUCAAACGGCGCCUGCGCCCUGGACCGCGGACUCUGCAAUUGGUGAUCCGGACUUCUCCUGGUGCGCCGGCGGCGACCAGAAGUGCCGCACAGCGCUGGCGACCAACGUCGACGGCGGCAAGGACGUGCUGCUGUAUAAUUCCGCGGCGUGGGCAUUCUUCGACGGCGAGUGGUACGGAGAUUACGGGACUCAGUGCAGUGGAACCUGCCAGACCAACAUGAUGCGGGUGAGCAACAACCCAGAGAACCUGGUGUGGUACUCGAUCAACACGCGCAAGACGAACGUGAUGGUAUUGGACGGACAGUCGAAUCCGACCGAGUAUAAUCACCCAGGAGGAUGGGAGGCCAUCAUCCAAGCAUACCGGCAGUUUGCUUAG
This is a messenger RNA of Aspergillus lentulus, 2322 nucleotides long. NCBI's taxonomy places the organism in Eukaryota, Fungi, Ascomycota, Eurotiomycetes, Eurotiales, Aspergillaceae. The record is from RefSeq and is a predicted model, not a curated record.